GAGUCAUUACUGCUUAUGUUGCUGGUGCUGUAGAUGUUGCUGUGGAAUGGGCUUCCGGUCUUAAGGAAGGAUAUUGUUCUACUAAUGUUUUUAGAAACAAAAGCUUUUGCUGUUAUAAUAGUAGCAAUACUGAAG
Messenger RNA from Racocetra fulgida, 135 nucleotides. The record is from the annotation of a GenBank genome assembly. NCBI's taxonomy places the organism in Eukaryota, Fungi, Glomeromycota, Glomeromycetes, Diversisporales, Gigasporaceae.